Molecule: messenger RNA, 6490 nt
Organism: Paramisgurnus dabryanus
Lineage: Eukaryota; Metazoa; Chordata; Actinopteri; Cypriniformes; Cobitidae
Source: RefSeq, a predicted model, not a curated record
GCGUGUGCGCGCUUGAGCGCGUGUGUCAGUCAGUCAGUGAGCGCUAGAGGAGGCAGCAGUGGCGCAUCUCACAUAUCCGCCGCUGGAAUAUAACGGCCGCCUUUAGGAUGUGAACGGUUUUCGGCCUCGCCACCGGCCAAAGCUUCCGUUAUCCCAUGACAAACGGAUGCGAACAGAGAGAGCGCGCGCGUGACAGCGAACGGUACAGAGAAGCGGAGAGAUAAUCGUUAUUAUUAUGAGAAAAGAGGACGGGGCUGUCGGAGCCGUAUUUGUUUUGCUCGCGGAGAUGAGGCGGGGGGUAGCGAGUCGCUACAAAAUCGUUGGGCUCCGGCCAAGCAUUGCUCUCUUUUAGCACACAUAUAUACCCGUUUCCAUCGACCACAGACGCUUUUAAUCGUUACGGUUUGCAUCACAUCAAAAUAAUGCAGCUGUCUCGAGGACAUCUGUGAGAUUUGCGGACUGCUGGUACCGCUGCCAUGACAGACGCAGGCUUUACGGCUCAACCGGUUACCGAGCAGGCGGUGUGAGAGAAGCCCGGCCCCAGCUGCAGCAGCACGGCGGAUGUGGGCUGCCUUUAAAGGGGAUAUUAAAUCUGUAAAUACAGUUCGCGUUAUUCAUCGCUAAUCGUUUGCAAUCUCAGGGAAAAUGUCCUCUCGGUCUGCUUUACCGUCUGCGAACGACCGGAGCACAGAUCAUCAUGCGUCUCUGGUCUCGAGUCGUUCAGAAAAAGGGACAAAUGUGUCAAGUCGUUCACUGGGCGCAAGGUGUCGUAACUCCAUGGCCUCUUGCUCAGAAGAGCUGCCACAUAUUGGAAACUAUCGCCUCCUUAAAACCAUUGGCAAGGGAAACUUUGCUAAAGUCAAACUAGCACGCCACAUCCUCACAGGCAAAGAGGUUGCAAUAAAGAUUAUUGACAAAACUCAGUUGAACCCAACCAGUCUACAAAAGCUGUUCAGAGAGGUGAGAAUUAUGAAGACACUUCACCACCCCAACAUAGUGCAACUUUUUGAGGUUAUUGAAACCGAGAAGACGCUUUAUCUUAUAAUGGAAUAUGCAAGUGGAGGUGAGGUAUUUGAUUACCUGGUGACUCAUGGGAGAAUGAAGGAGAUUGAGGCUAGAGCCAAAUUCAGACAGAUUGUUUCAGCUGUUCAUUACUGUCACCAGAAGAAUAUAGUUCACAGAGAUCUAAAGGCUGAGAAUUUGCUGCUGGAUGCAGAUUCUAAUAUAAAGAUUGCUGACUUCGGCUUUAGUAAUGAGUUUACAUUGGGGAAUAAGUUGGACACGUUCUGCGGUUCCCCGCCUUACGCAGCUCCAGAGCUCUUUCAAGGCAAGAAGUAUGAUGGUCCAGAGGUGGAUAUCUGGAGCCUAGGGGUCAUCCUGUACACAUUGGUCAGCGGGUCUCUGCCUUUUGAUGGCCAAAACCUCAAGGAGCUGCGUGAGCGUGUUUUGAGGGGAAAGUAUCGCGUGCCCUUCUACAUGUCCACAGACUGUGAGGGGAUUCUGCGCAGGUUUCUUGUCCUCAAUCCCACCAAACGUUGCACUCUAGAGCAAGUGAUGAAGGACAAGUGGAUGAAUGCAGGGUAUGAUGCUGAUGAGCUAAAGCCUCACAUUGAGCCAGUGGAGGACUACAGUGAUGCCAACCGCAUUGAGAUUAUGGUCGGGAUGGGUUUUACCACAGAAGAGAUUAAGGACUCUUUACUCAAUCAAAAAUAUAAUGAAGUCACGGCUACGUAUCUGUUGUUGGGCCUAAAAACAGAGGAUGGUGCUGAGUCUCGAGUGAGUGGCAGUAUGACAUUGCCACGGGUGCGCCCAAGCCCAAUUACCAACGGAACCAACAAGCACCCCUCUUCUUCAUCAUCUUCCUCCACCUCACACAGCAAGACUCAGCGCAGCGCCUCUACCUAUCAUCGUCAGAGACGGCACAGUGACUUCUGUGGUCCCAGCAUGCCUGUUAUGCACCCUAAGCGCAGCCCGACCAGCGGCGGAGAUCGCGAGUUGCGCGAGAGUCGCAUGCCACCUCGGAAGGCCAGCUGCAGUGUAAUGGGCAGUCGGACGCUCCCCCCAUCCAGCCCGAUGGUCAGCACCGCUAACAACCCCAACAAGGCGGAGAUACCUGACCGGCGCAAGGAGAUGACGGCCACCACUAAUAAUAUCCCAGGAAGUACUAUGACCCGCAGGAACACCUACGUAUGUACAGAUCGUUCUAGCACUGACCGCCACUCGCUGCUUCAAAACGGCAAAGACAACAGCUCUCUGUCUCACCGCCUCCCGCCAACCUCUCCCUCCACCCUCAGUAUUGUCGGAGCAGGAGCCUCCUCAUCCUCUUCCUCAGGCGAGCGCUGUCGGCUGACACGUGGAUCCACAAUCCGAAGCACCUUCCAUGGAGGUCAGCUCCGUGAUCGCGUGCCACCCACGUAUGGACCGCCACCCACAUCACCCACUCUCAGCCAUGAUGCUGGAGCCUUGCCAUCCAACGCCCGCAGCCGGGCCACUUCUAACCUGUUCACCAAACUCACCUCCAAACUCACACGCAGGGUCAAUCUUGACCCCUCUAAACGCCAGGGCUCUAAUAAAUCAGUGUCGGGUUGCACUCUUCCACAGGGAUCCAAAACAGUUAGUAAGGUCACAAAUGAAUCUGAGGGAAUCUGCAGAUAUCCGGUCACAAGUGGCCAUUUAUUUGGGGAUCAAAAAGCGUCCCAGCCCUGGGCCGGGGGAGGGGGGUGGGAUGUAAGGAGUCAUCUCUCCCGUCCCCCCCGGGCCCCUGCAGAAGUGGUACUGGCCUUGCGUGAGGCAGCGAGGGGGUGUGGCUGCCAGGUCCGGCACGCUGGCCCGUUUCUGCUGUGCUGCAGUCAUGGGGCGGCAGGGUCAAAGGUCGCCUUCCAAGCUGAGGUGUGCCAGCUGAGCGUGGGUCCUGCAGAGGCAAACGGAGUACGCUACACACGCUUGUGGGGGGCUCCCCUCGCCUUCAGGCACAUCGCUUCGCAGAUCUCUAGAGAGGUGGAGCUUUGAGGGGAUGGGGGAGGAAAUUCGACUUGGAUACGCCCCCACACUAUAUCUAUAGCGAACUGACUUUGACCUGCCCACCUAUGUGUUAUAGACUUAAAACAACAUGUGCUCCCUCCUCCGGUCAACGGUGAAAUUGUUAAGACACACAUUUACGUAAGCAAACACAGUCACUUGAAAGGCACGGACCAUCUAAACGACAAAAACAAGCACACCCCCUUAACAAGAAUACACAUACACCCACACUGAGAGCAGCCUCAUUCACUGGAUCCAGAUUGAAUCCAGUUUAGUAUUUUUAUUCUCAUUGUAGUCAUGAAAUUCUUCAAUAAUUGAUGUCAUAUUCUUUUUUUAACCACUUUUGUAUGUUUUCAAGCAGUCUCGACAUUUUAAACGGGUCAUCGUCGUUUUUUUUUAUGUUUUUGUGAUUAAUGUGUCUUACAUUUGUUAACACACAACUUAUCGAAUCUUUGAAAAAAUGUAGAACUGUAGCUGCCAAUGAACUAUAUGCACAAAUAUGAAGUUGGCAAACAUCAUCAUAGCUCACCCAAAUUUGCCGGUGUCCACAGAUUUGAUGAGGCUAGACGCCGAUCCAUCACAGACUCAUAGUGGACACGCUACACCUUGUUUUUGAGUUCGCGAAAUUUUCCUUCCUAGAAAAUGUGUUUUCUGAAGUAUAGUGCCAGUUUACUUAUUACCUUGAAAUGAUUUAUUAUUCAGAUAUAGAAAAGAGACAUGUAAUGCCAAAUGACUUGACCCUUCUCAAACAGGCUUUGUGAUUGGUUGAUACCUCUUUACUUGUUGACAGUUGACAUCUUUUUGAUUAGGUAUAUACGGGGUUGAGCUUGCAGCAUGUUUGAUUGUGUAAAGUAAGGAAGAUUCGGCUCUAAGCAAUCACUGUUAUUAAAGACGUACCUCCUGCAUUGUGGAUAUCUAAAUAAAACUUUCACAUAUUAUUCAAAUGUCAAACAAAUCCAAACCAGAAUUUCUAUUGUGUAUGUGCACUAUUUAACAAAAUGCACCUACAGAAAAAAAUAAUUGUUUUUAAACAUUACCUAAAUGCACCAGCUAUCUUAAAUGCAGGAAACUGUCAUGCAGGAGUGCAGGGAACGGUUUAGUGCUCUUACUGCUGAAUAGAUUUUUGUGUAGGGGCAAAUGCACCAACGGGGCUCGGAAAAGUGUCUGUACAAGCUAGUCUUUAGUUUUGCUUCAUUUCAGCCUUGUCCUAUCAGUGCAUUAUAACUGAGUUACCCUAUUGUUGCCCAUCAAGGAGUCUUACUGGCUUAAAAAAAUAUAUUUGGGUACCCGCAAUGUUUUUGUAACCAUCUCGGAAUCAACUUCCUAGUGAUGUAGAUGUGAGACCUGAAUAGAAGUUAUAUGCUGCUAUGGAUUUUAACUGCUUAACAAUCUUUUAUAAACUAUUAUAAAAGGACCCUGGUUUUUGCCAAGCAUUAAAAUGAAACGAUUUUACUAUUGGGUGUAACAAACGUGUUAUUAUUAGUGGUUGUAAUGGUGCAAUAGCAAUAGAUGUUAUACUGUUAUAAAGUCGUUUGUGUUUUAUUUAUAGCCAUGCUUAGGCCCUGUUGGUGCUGCCAUGGACAGUAUAAUAUAAGAGCGUAUGUGAGUAAUGAAACAGAUUUUCAAUCAAGAAUUGGACAGCAAUGUCAAACAGAUAUAUAUAUAUAUAUAUAUAUAUAUAUAUAUAUAUAUAUAUAUAUAUAUAUAUAUAUAUGAUAGUUCUUGUUAGUUCAGUUAUAGUUCAGGAUUGUUGUGAUGGGCAGUGACCCUUUGAUUGGUUGAAGUUGUCACUACGCUGUCAUGUGUGACAAUACUAAAGAUUUAAUCGUUUACUUGAGAUUCUAGUUUGUGUUCGAUAUAAAUCAUUGCUUUUUGCAGCAAGUACGUCAAAGGCUACAGUGUUCUUGUGCUGGGCAACAGCGAUGACCGACUUUACAGGUCAUUUACAGGUCUCGCUGUGGUGCUUCACCUUGACACUUAGCCACAUACUGGCCGUUUCUCGAUCCAAAGGCUGAUCUGAUACGUCAUCAAGCCUGAUUUAUUUAAGUUUACUGAGCAACUUACAUUACACUCAUAUUACAACAAUUUAUGAUGAACUAAGAAUAAUAGUCAAGUGUUUAUAUUCUGAAAUAGGACAGGCUUGAUGAUGUCGCCUUCGGAUUGAGAAACAGCCAGUCCUCACCAUGCAACUCUGUCAUGAUCCAUUCUCUUUCCAAUUCACUUUUUCUGUUAUCCUGUUCACCUUUUCUCUGCCUUUGUGCUGCACAUUUGGAAAGACACCCGGUUUCUCCUCGUCCGCUUGCUGAAUCAAUGGAACCCCCUUGUCAUUGUUCUGUCAGUUUUGGACUCCUGUUGUGGAGACACUGAACAGCGUAACAAGUCCUGGACCAGGUCUGGACUGCUGUGUCUGGAUCUUUAUCUCUUAGAUGUCCAUUAAGACCUCUGUGCACUCAUGUUGACUUGAAUCAGCUGCAUCCUACAGCUUUGUGGGUAGUACCCAUAUUUGGCCACCGGAAGGAGCCAAUGUCUUAAAUGUGAACACUUCGAUUUGUGUAUAUUUGCACAGGUACUUAAUUUAUUUUCUAGAAUAAUUAUCUUGGGAGAAAAAAUAUGUGGUUUAUAUCAGUCAGAGUCAUGACUGUAUAUAAAGAUUAUGAUACUGAUGAUUAUAUUGUGAGUAUAGUAUUUAAAGUAUCUUAGAACUCCAGGUUAACUCAUAGCUAGAGCAGAGAGCCUCUGCUAGCUCUUCAGACGUUUCUACUGUAUGUGUACUGAAGUGAAACACUAACCUGCAAUCCUGCAUGAUUCAGAGAAAGGAUGGAGAAAAUAUACACGUAAAAUAACAGAAAGAGCAAAAGAAUAAUGGGGAGGGAGAGAGCAAGCGCGUGUUUGCUGGUACGUGUACGCGUAUGCAUGAAUGUGCGAAUGAGAGGCCUGUGUGUGAGUAUUAUAGCCCUUCUCUAUCUCUCUCUCUCUCUCUCUCUCUCUCUCUCUCUCUCUCUCUCUCUCUCUCUCUCUCUCCUGGUAGUAAAAUGUUUAUGUAAGAAAAUUAAAUUAUAACAGACCUUUGGUUUUACAGCCAUACUUGGCCUGGAGUGAAUAAGCUUAAGUGUGCUGGUACGAAUGAGCUUUAUGAUGUUUGAGGCAUUUGAAAGAAUAUUAUAGACACAAAUGAGAAAGUUUUGAGUCGGCGUGUUCUGUCUGAACAGUAAAAUCUCCAGCUCAGUGUUUGUGCUAUUCGUCAUGUGAAUCGUCUGCUAUAAUGUUGGAUUUCUCAUGAUGCAUUCAGCUAAUAUGCAAUAUGAUAGAAAACCUUCAGGUGGGCAAAUUGUGUAUAUGAGAGAGAGCAAGGGAGAGACAAAUUCAAUACUUGAUGCUGUUUGCAGUAAGUGAUUUUUUUUCCCGGAGGUGUUUGCACCUCUGGCCAAAUAUUAAAAUGGAAACUUGAGAGAAAUAAACUUCACUGAUGUUG